UGAGCGCGGCUUCUGGUCGUUCUGGUUCUGAUGAAAACGUAUAAAACGGUGUUAGAUUUGGACUGUGUUGGGUGUUGGGCAGGUUCGGCUUGGUUCGGCUACUGAUAUUGACUGAUAUCACCAGUGAUUGCUGCUUCUGCUGCUGGCUGCUGGCUCGUAAUGAUUGCACUUGGAUAGUAUUUUAAGUUUAAAAGUUAAAUUUAAAUAUUAAUCCCAGUCUGGAAUAAUUAAAUACAUUAUUCCAGUAUUUUAAGUAGUGAAAUGUCCGUACAGUAACAUAAAAUAAAUAAAUUGAGAGUUGAAUCAGCUUUCACCGUAAAAAUGAUCGGAGGUCUAUUUGUGUACAAUCACAAGGGAGAAGUAUUAAUUUCUCGGGUGUAUCGAGAUGAUAUUGGUAGAAAUGCCGUAGAUGCAUUUAGAGUUAAUGUUAUUCAUGCUCGUCAGCAAGUUCGUUCACCCGUUACCAAUAUUGCUCGUACAUCAUUCUUUCAUAUUAAACGAGCAAAUAUUUGGUUGGCUGCAGUAACUAAACAAAAUGUUAACGCAGCAAUGGUUUUUGAAUUUCUUCUCAAGAUCAAUGACGUUAUGCAGUCGUACUUUGGAAAAAUUUCCGAAGAAAAUAUUAAAAAUAAUUUUGUUUUAAUUUACGAGUUGCUUGACGAAAUAUUGGAUUUUGGAUAUCCACAAAAUUGCGAUACCGGUGUGCUGAAGACAUUCAUUACUCAACAAGGGGUUAAGUCAGCGACAAAAGAAGAACAAGCACAAAUUACAUCUCAAGUAACAGGUCAAAUAGGAUGGAGACGAGAAGGUAUUAAAUACCGUCGUAAUGAAUUAUUCCUUGAUGUAUUGGAGUAUGUGAAUCUCUUGAUGAGUCCUCAGGGACAAGUAUUAAGCGCUCAUGUUGCCGGAAAGGUUGUAAUGAAAUCUUAUCUGUCGGGAAUGCCAGAAUGUAAAUUUGGUAUUAAUGAUAAAAUAGUGAUGGAUGCACGUGGAAUGAAGGGUGGUAGUGGUGCAUUGGGAGGUGGCGAAGAUCCAACAGGCGCACGUUCUGGUAAACCCGUUGUGGUUAUUGAUGAUUGUCAAUUUCAUCAAUGUGUUAAAUUGUCAAAGUUUGAAACUGAACAUUCCAUUAGUUUUAUACCACCGGAUGGCGAAUUUGAAUUAAUGAGAUACCGAACAACAAAAGAUAUAUCAUUGCCAUUUCGAUUGAUACCACUGGUAAGAGAAGUUGGCCGUACAAAAAUGGAAGUUAAAGCUGUUCUUAAAUCAAAUUUUAAGCCCUCACUUUUGGGACAAAAAAUAGAAGUACGAGUACCAACUCCAUUAAAUACUGCCGGUGUUCAAUUGAUUUGUUUAAAGGGUAAAGCUAAAUAUAAAGCUUCGGAAAAUGCAAUUGUAUGGAAAAUAAAACGUAUGGCAGGUAUGAAAGAAACUCAAUUGUCUGCUGAAAUAGAUUUACUCGAAACUGAUACCAAGAAAAAAUGGACAAGACCACCUAUUUCAAUGAACUUUGAGGUACCAUUUGCUCCAUCUGGCUUUAAAGUUAGAUAUCUCAAAGUAUUUGAAUCAAAACUAAAUUAUUCUGAUCACGAUGUUAUUAAGUGGGUGAGAUAUAUCGGCAGAAGUGGUCUUUAUGAAACGCGAUGUUAAUAAUACUCUACUUUGUCAUUGUAAUUUAUUGGGAAUAAUUAUUAUUUUUAUUCCUAUUAAUGACAACAACAAAUUUAUUCAACAAUAUUAUUACUAUAUAUUAUAUAGAUCAAUUAUAAAUAAUAAUGGUGGGUUAUUAUAACAAAAAAUCAUAAUUAAUCCCAAAAAACUAAAAAUUGUAUAAUCUUAUUCGUAUAAUUAAUUUCAAAAAAUAAUUAUUGUUGUUAUUGUUGUUGUUGUUGUUAUUAUUAUUGUAUCAAUCGCAGAAUAUAAGCGUGUUUAAAUGUCGUAUGACUACACAAAUUUAUGAACAAAAUAAAAAAAAUUUUUUUUUUUUUUGCUUUUUUCCUAAAAAGUGACAUCCAAAAAAAAAUAUGAACCAAAAACAAAUAUAACCGUUAUAAUGAAUUUUAUUAUCUGCAUGUGCUUAAAAACAGUAUAUGUACAUCACGUAUUGAAUACUUUGCGCAAUUAUUAAAUAAAUCUAUAGAUAUAACAAUAAUAUUAUUCGGCACAUAAUAAUUAUAAUAUAAUAUUAAGAACCUAGAAGAGAGAGUAGAAGAAAAGAUAAAUUAUACUAUAUAAAACGGUAAAAACAAGUAAAUAAAUUAAGAAACAAUAAAAAAUACUUUUAUUCUC
Molecule: messenger RNA, 2289 nt
Organism: Microplitis demolitor
Lineage: Eukaryota; Metazoa; Arthropoda; Insecta; Hymenoptera; Braconidae
Gene: AP-2mu
Product: AP-2 complex subunit mu
Exons: 5
Coding region: 322-1650 (442 amino acids)
Biological process (GO): intracellular protein transport; clathrin-dependent endocytosis
Cellular component (GO): cytoplasmic vesicle; AP-2 adaptor complex
Molecular function (GO): clathrin-cargo adaptor activity
Source: RefSeq, a predicted model, not a curated record